This is a messenger RNA of Anopheles arabiensis, 1351 nucleotides long. RefSeq names its product opsin-1-like. The transcript has 2 exons. Bases 147 to 1259 code for a protein of 370 amino acids. Gene Ontology annotation, cellular component: membrane. Lineage: Eukaryota; Metazoa; Arthropoda; Insecta; Diptera; Culicidae. The record is from RefSeq and is a predicted model, not a curated record. Gene Ontology annotation, molecular function: G protein-coupled receptor activity. Gene Ontology annotation, biological process: phototransduction; G protein-coupled receptor signaling pathway; visual perception.
GGCGUAGUCAAUGUUUUGGCGCAGAGCAGUUAAGUUUGUGUGAGGAAAGUAGGAAAUAUUGAAGUAGUUCGAUUUCGAUCGAUUUUCUUCAGUGAACUGUGUCGCAGAUAGAAGGAUUCAAUUUUUAGUUUUUGCGCAUUUGAGACAUGGCUGCGUUUGUGGAACCUCACUUCGAUGCCUGGACGCAGAGCGGUGGCAACAUGUCGGUGGUGGACAAGGUCCCACCAGAGAUGCUCCACAUGGUGCAUCCCCACUGGAACCAGUUCCCGCCCAUGAACCCGCUGUGGCACUCGAUCCUAGGUUUUGCCAUCUUCAUGCUCGGAAUGAUCUCGAUGACCGGUAACGGUUGUGUGAUGUACAUCUUCACCAACACCAAGUCACUCCGAACCCCCUCCAACUUGCUGGUGGUCAAUCUGGCCUUCUCCGAUUUCUUCAUGAUGUUCACGAUGGGCCCGCCGAUGGUGAUCAACUGCUGGCACGAGACCUGGACCUUUGGCCCGUUCGCGUGCGAGCUGUACGCCAUGCUGGGAUCGCUGUUCGGCUGUGCCUCGAUCUGGACCAUGACGAUGAUUGCCUUUGACCGUUACAACGUCAUCGUGAAGGGUCUCGCGGGCAAGCCGAUGACCAACAACGGUGCCCUGCUGCGCAUUCUGGGCGUGUGGGUGUUCGCGCUGUUCUGGACUCUGGCCCCGCUGUUCGGAUGGAACCGAUACGUGCCGGAGGGCAACAUGACCGCCUGCGGAACCGACUACCUGACCCAGACGUGGCUGAGCCGCUCGUACAUCAUCAUCUACGCCAUCUUCGUGUACUGGCUGCCGCUGCUGACCAUCAUCUACUCGUACACCUUCAUCCUGAAGGCUGUGUCCGCUCACGAGAAGAACAUGCGCGAGCAGGCCAAGAAGAUGAACGUCGCCUCGCUGCGUACGCAGGAAGCCCAGAACACCAGCACCGAGAUGAAGCUGGCCAAGGUCGCCCUGGUCACCAUCUCGCUCUGGUUCAUGGCCUGGACGCCGUAUCUGGUCAUCAACUUCACCGGAAUCUUCAAGGCUGCCCCGAUCAGCCCGCUGGCUACCAUCUGGGGCUCGCUGUUCGCCAAGGCCAACGCCGUCUACAACCCGAUCGUGUACGGCAUCAGCCAUCCGAAGUAUCGCGCUGCCCUGUACCAGAAGUUCCCGUCGCUACCGUGCCAGGAUGCACCAGUCGACGAUGGCCAGUCGGUUGCGUCGGGUGCCACCCAGGCCUCGGACGAGAAGGCGUAAGAAACAGAGCGGAAGUGAAAGCUACUGAAACCACGUGAUAUCAAGUUGGAAGAAAGAUGUACUGAGGAAAGUAAUUUCCAACCGACCGGUAA